This is a messenger RNA of Beta vulgaris subsp. vulgaris (sugar beet), 985 nucleotides long. RefSeq names its product chalcone--flavanone isomerase. The record is from RefSeq and is a predicted model, not a curated record. Gene Ontology annotation, biological process: flavonoid biosynthetic process. The transcript is spliced from 4 exons. The coding region runs from base 66 to 764 and encodes 232 amino acids. Lineage: Eukaryota; Viridiplantae; Streptophyta; Magnoliopsida; Caryophyllales; Amaranthaceae. Gene Ontology annotation, molecular function: chalcone isomerase activity.
UUAAAGCUAGUAGUAGUACUCUUGUGAGGUAAAACAAAAGCGUUCAAUCAAUUGGUCUUUCACGAAUGGCUCCUGUGAUGGAAUUGCGUGUGGAAGAUUACGUGUUCCCACCGAUGGUCAAGGCUCCCGGAUCCGAUAAGAACUUCUUUCUCGGAGGCGCAGGAGAGAGAGGGCGAUCGGACUUAGAAGGGAAGUACGUGAAGUAUACGGCAAUAGGGGUAUAUUUGGAGGAAGACAAAGCAACCUCAUCAUUAGCUGCUAAAUGGAAGGGCAAAAGUGCCAUUGAGCUAGCAGAUUCUGUAGACUUUUUCCGUGACAUUAUUACAGGUCCAUUUGAGAAGUUCACCCAGAUCACCAUGAUUCAGCCGCUGACAGGACAACAAUACUCUGUAAACAUGGCACGAACUUUUGUCGAACGUUGGAAAGACAUCGGAAUUUACACUGACGAAGAAGCCAAGGCAGUUCAGAUAUAUCUCGAGGCCUUCGAUGACAAGAAAUUUUCGCCUGGGGAAAGUAUUCUGUUUACACAAUCACCUGAUGGAAAAUUUACGAUUGCAUUUUCUGAGCAUAAUGCCAUUCCAAAAGAUGGGGUCGCAGUGAUACAGAACAAAACCUUGCCAGAAGAGAUACUGAAUUCGAUCAUUGGUGAAACUGGAGUUUGCCCCCAAGCAAGGCAGAUAUUAGCUGAAAGGAUUUCAGAAUUGUUGAAUAAAGAGGUGUUAGCCGGGGAAAGUGAAGUGGCAGCCAGAAUUGAGAAGCUCUAGACAUCGUAAGGUUUGAAAGCAUAGACCGGCUGAAAUGGUGCUAAGACAAGAGAACAAAAACACUUAAAGAUGCAUUUGGAAUAACAUAGUUUGGUAAGGAAUAAGCAUUGUUUUGAAAAUUUUAUUGUAGUCUAAUUUCUUGAACUAUGUAAACUUAUUUCAUGCUGUUAGACAUACCAAUUAUGCAUACAAUGUGUAAUGGGACUACAUUAGUUACAACA